Messenger RNA from Andrographis paniculata, 1667 nucleotides. Its product is annotated as type IV inositol polyphosphate 5-phosphatase 9-like. The transcript is spliced from 7 exons. Gene Ontology annotation, molecular function: inositol-polyphosphate 5-phosphatase activity; phosphatidylinositol-4,5-bisphosphate 5-phosphatase activity; phosphatidylinositol-3,4,5-trisphosphate 5-phosphatase activity. The record is from RefSeq and is a predicted model, not a curated record. Gene Ontology annotation, biological process: phosphatidylinositol dephosphorylation. Bases 261 to 1403 code for a protein of 380 amino acids. Lineage: Eukaryota; Viridiplantae; Streptophyta; Magnoliopsida; Lamiales; Acanthaceae.
CCCACAGAUAGCAACUCCUACCUACAUGUCCAAUCAAAGUUUUUUCUCUUUCAUUAUUUACCAAUUAUUGUUAACUGAUUCGGUGGUGCUACCUAAUCGUACACUCUCAUCCCCUUCAUAUAUCCUAAUGCUGAGCUGUGUCCAACCCGAACAUCUUUCUCAUGGUUCCAUCAGGGCUAAAAACACAUACGUACGGUUUCCUACAGCAGACGGCGAAGUAACCUUCUAUUUAUAAGAAGGCACGGGCCGUGCAUCCUAAUAUGGCAGCAAGAAAGAUCCUAAGAAAAAGAGUGACUAAUGAUGUUUUCAUUCUGAAUUCUGAUAAUCAGCCAAAAACAUCGGUGCAAAGCUCGGAACAACCAUGCUUUGGUUCUGGAGAGUAUUUCAUGGCUCAAGAGACUUUCAAGUUGUUUGUGUGCUCGUGGAAUGUUGGAGGAAUAUCACCACCAGAUGAUUUGAACCUAAAGGAGUUGAUCAACGCUCAAAAUGGCACAGCAGAUAUAUAUGUUUUCGGGUUUCAAGAAAUUGUGCCUCUCCAUGCUGGAAAUAUUUUGGUGCCAGAAAAUAGUAAUGUUUCGAUGAAGUGGAACCCUCUAAUCAAAGCUGCUCUAAAUGAGAGACAAAUAACAGAAGACGAACAAAGAAACUAUUCUGUAAAGACAGACAACACCAUCAACUCAACUGAUGCAGAAUUUGAAUGCAUAAUUAGUAAACAAAUGGUUGGAAUAUAUAUUACCGUAUGGGUGCGCCAAGACCUGCUCGAUCAUAUCAGUCAUCUGGAUGUCUCGUGUGUGGGUUGUGGUAUCUUGGGACGCCUGGGAAAUAAGGGUUCAGUCUCCAUCAGAUUUUGCUUGCAUGCAACAAGCUUUUGUUUUGUGUGUACACACUUAGCUUCAGGCAGCAAAGAAGGCGACCACAGACAAAGAAACACGGAUGUAGCACAUAUAUUGGCGCGCACAAUAUUUCCAGCAAAACCCCAACAGCAUCUGCCAAGAAAAAUCCUUGACCACGAAAGGGUGAUUUGGCUAGGCGACUUGAACUACAGGAUUCACCUCCCUGAAGCUACGACACGGUCCUUGGUUAAGAAUAAAGAGUGGAGCAUCUUAUUAGAAUAUGAUCAGCUGAAAGCUGAGCUGAACAGAGGCCAUGUUUUCGAGGGGUGGCAUGAGAAAGAAAUCGAAUUUGCACCUACAUAUAAAUAUGAUCAAAAGUCAGAUGAUUAUUACGGGAGUAAACACAAAAUAAAGGCUGCAAAGACAAGAGCUCCGGCAUGGUGUGAUCGGAUUAUUUGGUUUGGCAAGGGACUGAAGCAGAUCAACUACAACAGAGUUGAAUCUAGGUUAUCCGACCACAGGCCUGUUCAAGCAACUUUCAUAGCAUAUCUUGGGAAUCUAGAGUUUUGAAAAGGCCAAGUGAAGAACUUCAAAAACAUUCAUCGACCCAUUGAAGUGAAUCACAUCAAGCAUUAGUAACAUAUACAUGUUUUAUGUAAUGCCAACUUGAGCAUUCAUGUUAAUCAUCUUCUUUUGCCGAGGGUUGGGAGAAGUGGAUAAAAAGAAGGGAAUCACAUGAAUGCAAAAAAUUGGAAGGAUAACAUUGAAGAGCAUGCAAAUUCAAGAAACAGAACAAAUUUUAAUCCAAUUUCUUCCUAUGUUUUUUUCCCAAAA